Molecule: messenger RNA, 903 nt
Organism: Pocillopora verrucosa
Lineage: Eukaryota; Metazoa; Cnidaria; Anthozoa; Scleractinia; Pocilloporidae
Source: RefSeq, a predicted model, not a curated record
AUGGCCUCAACUAAAGACGGAGAGAUCCAGCAGGCUAAUCAAGAACAGGUUUUAGCUGAAAACCAGUCUGCAGAAUGCAAGGUGAAAGCCCCUGAGCAGAGCACUGUGGAAGAAGGGAAGAAAAAAAGGGCAUCGCAAUUAGCUUUGGCACAAGAAGAAGUCGCCACUUUAAAGCUUACAAAGGACGCUACCCUGCAAGCUCAGUUUAAGAAAGAACGAGAGAAUCUGCUCGCUAUGAGUACGAUGUUUAAAUAUGUACAGAAUGAGACCAGCAAAGUCAAACAAUCUUUACAGGAAGAAAGAAAAAGCCGCGAUCGGAAAGAAGCUGAGCUAAAGUGUGAAAUCUCCAGUCUAAGCAACAAAGGCACUGGGCUCCAGUCGAGGGUGACAAAUUUGAUGAACAAGAUCAGUGAACAUAAAAAGGAGAUAGAGAAACUGCGGACUGCAAAGGGAAAGCUUAGGGAUAACGUGUACAAGCAAGAGAUAACCAUAAAUAAAAUGGAAAAGAAGCUUGGCAAGAUGGAGAAUCGCAGUGAGAACUUUAAAAUGCGUCUUCGUAAAAGCGAAAAAAGGAAGGAUGAAAAUAUCAUGAAGGGCCUCGAAUACAGGAAAAUCCUAUCACAGAAAAAGAAAGAGCUGAAAACGAUUCAAGAACAACACAAGGCGGAGAAGCAAUCACUCCUUGCACAAAUUGAAAGCUGCAAAGCCGAAUGCCGAAGAAGAAGAAGAAUUAUUGAGGCCGACAAAGAAAUGAAAGUCGUUAUGGGAGGGACAAUCGAAUUUCUUCGACAGAAGAAUGCCUUCCUCCUACGAGAACUAACCAGCGGUUUCGUUGGUAAAUACAGAACUGCGAGGCAGCUCUUUGGAGCUGUCUUUGGCGCAAUCAGAGCGCGCUUCCACUGA